AAAUUUAAUUUUAUCCUUAACAUAUUAUAUUUUAAAGUCAAAAAAGUUAUUUUUUGCUGUUUCUAAUAGGUAUAUCCAUAGUGUUUAGAACAAAUAUAUCAUGAUUGACAAUAAAGCACCCUUUAAUCCAAAAAAAUAUUUAAAUAAAGAUCUUGUUGAUAAACCACCACCUCUUGAUGUGUGGGUACAAGGUACGAUUGAACAAACUGUUGGAAAUGAUAUUUUAAUUAUUUCCGAUAUAUCUGGAAGAGUAAAAGUUGUAAAAUGCCAAUCAGCUGAUGGUAUUGUGGAUAAGACCUCUUUACGUAAAGGUACUUACUGCUGCAUAUUAGGUGUAGCGACUAAAACAAGAGGUUUACCAGAAGUUCAAGCAAUAAAAUUUGUUGAUCUAACAUCACAGCCACAAAUGAAAAUCGCAUGGGAGAGUGAAGUUAGAGAAGCGGAAUUAGUAUUAAAGGGAAAACUCACGCCAGAGAUUUAAACAAAACUUAUGAAACACAUUUUAUUAUUCCA
Nymphalis io (European peacock) is the source of this 513-nucleotide messenger RNA. RefSeq lists its product as uncharacterized. Lineage: Eukaryota; Metazoa; Arthropoda; Insecta; Lepidoptera; Nymphalidae. Gene Ontology annotation, biological process: maintenance of rDNA; regulation of sister chromatid segregation; negative regulation of double-strand break repair via homologous recombination. The record is from RefSeq and is a predicted model, not a curated record. The coding region runs from base 101 to 481 and encodes 126 amino acids. Gene Ontology annotation, cellular component: cytosol; nuclear speck. The transcript is spliced from 2 exons.